Messenger RNA from Macrosiphum euphorbiae (potato aphid), 3543 nucleotides. The record is from the annotation of a GenBank genome assembly. NCBI's taxonomy places the organism in Eukaryota, Metazoa, Arthropoda, Insecta, Hemiptera, Aphididae.
AUGUGGAGAAAUAAUUUUAAAAUGACCAUGCUACUGCUGCUUGUUAUCACCAUUAUCGGUGUGGCGUGCGGUGAAAACGACAGCGGACGUUCGGAUGGAGUAGUGCGAGUUGUGCGCAGGCGGCACCUAGACGAGGCGACCAAGACGGGUCAAGAAUCGAACGAGAUCGACGACAAUCACCAUCCGCGGGCCGACAUGUCACUGACCCGGGCCGAAGAAUUCAAGUCGACCGCGGCGUCGUGCGGCGGCGGCGGCCCGUGCGGUGAAAUGUCGCAAACGGAAUCGGCUGCGGCGGCGCUUGACGACGACUCUCGACUGAUCGCGUCAUCUGCCGUCCCGUCGUCUGCCGUCCCGCCGUCCGUGGCGGACGAACAGACGUCCCAGUCGCAAUACUAUUACGAAUACGUGGGACCGACAAAGAUCGGUUCGGGGGAAGCCAAGAGGGCUUCGUCGCGUGGCAGAUCACUCGUACCGACGGAGCCCGAUACUGCAGCGCCACAGACGCCGCAGACACGACAGCAGCAGCAGCAGAUGGAUGUGGCGGCGGCGGUGGCUGACCGUCAGCAAAUCCGUAAAGCCGGCAACAGCGACAUGGAAGACAUACUGGACGGGUUCGUCAAGCUGCUGAACGGUCAGCCCGGCCAAGCCGGUUACCGGCAGCCGAUCAAGACGCGCAUCAACAACCGCGGACCUCCCCGCAUAUCGGACGCUUCGGUUGUCCUGGAACCGCCGGCAUUCGUGCCAAUGCCGCAACACCAACACCAGCAUCAGCAACAGCAACAGCACCAACAACAGCAACAACACCAGCAACAGCUACCAUCCCAGAAUAAGCCGAAGGACCCGCCGCCGUAUCCGUUCGACGUGCCGCAGCCCGUCCGGCCACUGCCACCCCAACCACCCAACCUUAUCAAGCCGUUCUUGACCGGCGUGCCACUGCCCGAACAGCUGGUGCCCACUAAUGGUGGUGACGUGGACGAAGAUGAGUUGGGUCCACCGUCUCUGCAGUACGAAGACGACGUGUCGCAUCCGCCAUCGUCGUCCGGACGACCGGUGCAGCACCUGCAGACUGCCAGGCCACAACAGGAGUACGACUUGUUUGCUCACGGCGCCGGCCACGCGGUCCCAGCCGCUCCCAGACCGGUCGAAAAUGUGACGGAAAAGUUCACGAUAGACUUGCCUUCGUCUCAGUCACCGCCGCCCUCAGACAGACCGGCCGCGGUCACUGUCUCCGAGAAACCGACCACGACAGACAAACCAUGGUCAGCGAUCGAUAUCAACGCGACCCGUGUGAUCGGAAUCCAAGUGUCGAAACUCGUCGACCACUUGACCUCACCGGCGGUACCCUCCUCGCCUAUCGGAGUAAGCGAUCCCACCGCAGCCGCCUCCUCGGCGGCACCCACGAUGACGACGACGACGACGACGGCAACAACUAGCACCUCUAGCACCGCUAGCACUAGCGCCAGCACCGCUGCGGAAUCAACGUCCCCAACGACAGCCACGCGACCGGAAACAACGUCAACCGGUGAACACGUGACCGGCGUCGGUUCGGCUGUCGUGGUGCUUGAGCCGUCCACUUCGGAGGAACCGCAUCGUGACGAUGCGCACAAGCCUACCGACAACAAACUUCCCAGCAAGCCCACGGCACCCGUAAAGAAGACCCCACAACAGUCCGAAGGGUUCCCGUAUUAUUCACGUCCAGGGAUCGUGCUGGAUGAUCCGGAAUUCAAACCGCACAUCGGAGGCCAAAGGCGUCCCAUCCAAGUCCAGGUGCCCAGCAAAGGUGACGUGUUCGACAUAAUGGUGUCCGCCAUACAAGGGCCGGGCGACAAGCCAGCACUGCUCAGUCCCGACGAAAUAUCUCCUUCCGGCGUAGGAAAAGGAGAAGUGUCCGUGAUAACUUCGGCAGAACCGAACCAGCAGUUCGUGUCCAUCGACGGUAAACGAACGUACAUCAACUUGUUCGGCUCAGCGGAACCAACCGCGGUGGCGCCUCAGUCCAUAAAGCCGACCAGCGCUGCUUCCGGAUCGUAUUCGGUCAGCCAAGUGCUGCAGCCGCACGGCGCGUCCAGUCCACCGGGACCACCGCCACCGUCGCCGUCAAGCGGAGGCAAACCGUCGUCGCCGGCCUGGAAACGGCCCACUCACCCGCCAGUGAGAAUCGACACUUGCAUUGUGGGCGACGAUACGACGUGCGAUGCUGCGCAGCAUGAAAGGUGCCGCACCGAGCUUGGCGUGUCCUCGUGCCUCUGCAGGCCCGGGUACAGCAGACGAAAGCACCGGGACCCGUGUCACAGGAUCGUAUCCAUCGUUUUUUCAUUACGCGUUGAUCGGUUGUAUGACAACAAGAUCACGUGGACGGACAAGUACAAGGAUUCCGAGACCCAAGAAUAUCAACAACUUGAACACGAAGCAGUUAGAGCGAUCGAUUCGGCGUUUUCAAUGACACCGUUUUCCGACACGUUCGUCGGCGUCAAGAUCAACAACGUUUACAUGUCCAAAACGACGCCCGGCAUGCCGGUCAUGGUUAACGCCACGGUGCAGCUGACGGAGAACGCGGAACACUUGCGGUCAUCCGUCAAGCAGGACGUGCAAAAGCAGCUGACGGGCGCUCUGCAAAGGCGUAACAACAACGUGGGCACCAGCGCCCUGUGGGUGGAUUCGCCGGCCGGAGCUAUAUCGCAACUUCAUGAUCUCGACGAGUGCAGCGGUCCGGAACUGAACGACUGUCAUCCACUGGGCAAGUGCACGAACGUGUUCGGCACGUUCCAGUGCGCAUGCCCGGACGGUUACAGGGACCCGUGGAUCGGAAACGCUCAGCGCAGCGGCCGGACUUGCGAGACGUGUGACCCUGGCCAGUGCAAUCUCCGGGGCGAAUGCUUCUUCCAGGCUGGACAGCCUGUGUGCAAGUGUUCAGGAUCGUUUUACGGGUCGCAGUGCGAGAUCGACGGCGAAGUUCUGAGCGUGGCGGUCGGCUCGUCCGUGGCCGCCAUAUCCAUCAUCGUGCUGACGCUUGUGUGCCUGUGCGCGUGGAGCCGCCGCUGGAACAAGGAACAGAAAGUCGGCUCACCCGUGUUCGGGUACAUGCCGACGGGCGGCAGCACUGUGAAAACGCCCGUGAUCGGUGGCCCACCGUACCAGGUGUCCAUCGAGGACCGCAUGAGGUGGGCCCAGAUCGCCGACGCCAUGGCGCACGCCAACCAUUACGUCCCCGAACCGGUAAACGGCACCAUGAGGUCGAACAUGUUCGGGUACGCAGGCGCACCGAUGCCUCUGCCCAGGCUCCGGCCCCCGGGCACGAGCACGAUUUCGCACGCAUUCCGCACGCCGGAGUCGAGCACCAGCGAAGAAGAGGACCGGACCGACCUGCUGGGCCGGAGCUUCCAUACUUCCUCCAGACCAAAAAGCAGAUCUUCCUUGGCCAAUCAGAGCGGAAUUUACUACGACGUGGAUUACGAACAACAGCAGGGCGAAAUGACGUUCUCGCCCGGUUGCAUUCCGCUGAGCACGUACACCAUUGGCAGCCGCUCAAACUACUACAGAUGA